Solanum dulcamara is the source of this 1971-nucleotide messenger RNA. Its product is annotated as butanoate--CoA ligase AAE1-like. NCBI's taxonomy places the organism in Eukaryota, Viridiplantae, Streptophyta, Magnoliopsida, Solanales, Solanaceae. The record is from RefSeq and is a predicted model, not a curated record. The transcript is spliced from 2 exons. Bases 94 to 1761 code for a protein of 555 amino acids.
AAUAUAUCUUGAACAAAGUUUGAGUCAAUUGUUAACUGGAAGAAUAUUUCUCCUAAUUCCUCUAAACUCCGGCGACGAUCUUCCGGCCUGCAAAUGGAGGGCACAGUGAAAUGCUCAGCAAACUACGUGCCAUUGAGUCCAAUAAGCUUCUUAGAAAGAUCAGCAAAGGUGUAUAGGGAUAAGUUGUCUAUUGUUCACGGAAAUGUCAAAUAUACUUGGAGAGAAACCCGUGAAAGGUGUCUCCGACUUGCUUCUGCUCUUACCCACCUAGGAAUUUCUCGCCGCGAUGUUGUUGCUGCCUUGGCUCCAAAUAUUCCUGCAAUGUAUGAGCUACACUUUGGAGUACCGAUGGCGGGGGCAGUUCUUUGUGCACUUAAUACACGUCAUGAUUCAGCAAUGGUCUCCGUGUUACUUAGACAUUCAGAGGCCAAAAUCAUACUUGUAGAUCACCAGUUGCUCGGUGUUGCUAAGGGUGCAUUAGAAAUUCUAUCAAAGGCAAGCGCCAAGUUGCCCCAUCUAAUCUUGAUCUCUGAUAGAGAGAGUCAGUUACCCUGCCAGAAUAAUAAUAGGAGCUUGGCGUCAGAAGAUAUGGAGUAUGAGUCCUUUUUAGCUAGUGGAGAACCUGAUUUUGAGAUUGUAUGGCCAAAUGAUGAAUGGGAUGCUAUUGCUCUCAAUUAUACCUCAGGGACAACAUCGAGACCAAAGGGGGUCAUUUAUAGUCACAGAGGGGCAUAUCUUAAUUCUCUUGCUGCAGCUCUUCUCGCUGAAAUGACUUCAAUGCCUGUCUAUUUAUGGACUCUUCCCAUGUUCCACUGCAAUGGAUGGUGUCUUACUUGGACUGUGGCAGCACAGGGUGGUACAAAUAUUUGCCUGAGAAAUGUAACCGGAGAAGGGAUUUUUGACAGCAUAGUUCGGCACCAAGUGACUCACAUGGCUGGUGCACCUACGGUUUUGAACAUGAUAAUAAAUGCGCCACGAAGUGUCCAAAGACCACUCCCAAGGACAGUUAACGUUAUGACAGGUGGUGCACCACCUCCUCCUCAAGUUCUACUUAAGAUGAAAGAGCUCAGUUUUAAUGUUACUCACGGAUAUGGUCUUACGGAAACCUAUGGUCCAGCAACUGUUUGCAUUUGGAAAUCAGAGUGGAACUCUCUUUCACCUGAUGAGCAGGCUAAUAUUCAGGCUCGUCAAGGAGUGAACCAUCUUGGUUUGGAGGAUGUAGACGUAAAGGAUUCUAAAUCAAUGAAGAGUGUACCCUCAGAUGCAAAAACAAUGGGUGAGGUAAUGAUUAGAGGAAAUACAGUAAUGAAUGGUUACUUAAAAGAUCUCAAAGCCACAGAAGAUGCUUUUAGAGGGGGCUGGUUUCGUAGCGGGGACUUAGCAGUGAAGCAUCCUGAUGGUUACAUAGAAUUAAAGGAUCGUUCAAAGGAUAUCAUUAUCUCCGGUGGAGAAAACAUUAGUACAAUUGAAGUGGAGUCUGUAAUCUUUAGCCAUCCAUCUGUUCUUGAAGCUGCUGUAGUGGGAAGACCAGAUGAUCACUGGGGUGAGACACCCUGUGCAUUUGUUAAACUGAAGAAUGGAUGCAGUGCAAGUGCUGAUGAGAUCAUCAAGCAUUGUCGUGAUCGUUUGCCGCAUUACAUGGCUCCUAGGACAGUAAUUUUUGAUGAUUUGCCAACAACUUCAACAGGAAAAACUCAAAAGUUUGUUCUGAGACAGAGAGUCAAAGCCAUGGGAAGUGUUUCUAAAGCUAGCAAACUAUAAUGAAUUAUGGUGUUGAAUGGGGCUUACUUAGUGAAACAAACUUUUAUUGUUCUAGACAUAAGUUUGAUCAUAUUGCAUAAAUAAGAUUGGUUCAACCACACCAAUAGAGGAACUUGACCUUUUGAAAAAGGUUUAUUUUUAUAUACUGUAUUGGAUUAACGAUUAUAAUCGUUAGACAACAGAUUAAUAAUAAUAAUAAUAACAAUAAAA